GCGCGCUCGUUUAAAGUCGCCGUCGGUCGCCACCGGACGCAGGCCCCCUUCCGGCGUCGCCAUGGCGGCUAACGCUACGACCAACCCGUCGCAGCUGCUGCCGCUGGAGCUGGUGGAUAAAUGCAUAGGCUCCAGAAUCCACAUCGUGAUGAAGAGCGAUAAAGAAAUUGUCGGCACGCUCCUGGGUUUUGAUGACUUUGUCAAUAUGGUAUUAGAAGAUGUCACUGAAUUUGAAAUCACACCAGAAGGAAGAAGGAUCACUAAAUUAGAUCAAAUUUUGCUAAAUGGAAAUAAUAUAACAAUGCUGGUGCCCGGAGGAGAAGGGCCUGAAGUGUGAGCGCCUGCCUUGCUUUCCACUGGCUCCUGUGCUGUCGUAGGAUGGCAACAACACAACUGUUAUUGCAUUUGUUUUGUUUUGUUUUUUAACUUUUUAAUGUUUCUAUCCUGGAAAGCUGAGUUUCCCGUUAAAGGGAAAUGCUUUUAAGAUAUAUUGUGUGUCCAUUUUUUGUAAGUUAAUCAUGAUUAUUUUGGAAAAAGGUUAUUUUUUUUGAAGACUAAAAAAAUAAAGGUGUUUUUUGGUGAA
This is a messenger RNA of Ochotona curzoniae (black-lipped pika), 583 nucleotides long. RefSeq names its product LSM5 homolog, U6 small nuclear RNA and mRNA degradation associated (gene LSM5). Gene Ontology annotation, molecular function: RNA binding. Gene Ontology annotation, cellular component: U6 snRNP; U4/U6 x U5 tri-snRNP complex; Lsm1-7-Pat1 complex. The record is from RefSeq and is a predicted model, not a curated record. Gene Ontology annotation, biological process: mRNA splicing, via spliceosome. The transcript is spliced from 5 exons. Lineage: Eukaryota; Metazoa; Chordata; Mammalia; Lagomorpha; Ochotonidae. Bases 62 to 337 code for a protein of 91 amino acids.